AUGCUCCUCUCUGCCCUUGUCCUUGCCUCCACGGCCUCGGCAGCCAUCUUCACCGGUCGACCGGCCAACGCAACAGUCGGCGUCGGCGGUGAGACCUUCCGCCUCUCCUGGCUCGACGACGGCAAGGCGCCCUCGCUGGCAGAGAUUGGACAGACCAAGAUCGAGCUCUGCAUCGGCUCUCGCGCGACUCAUGAGUGUCCCCAAGUUGCGGGAACCGUCAACGUCGGAGCGCAGAAGGACCUGAACUUCACAGUCGAUGCCAACAUAGGCGAGGACGGACAGUACUACUUCUUCAAGUACACUGGAAACAACUUUGUGGGCUACUCGACCCGCUUCUUCUUGAAGAACAUGAAGGGCGACUUUACGGAGAGCCAGGAGGCCCUCGUCAAGAACCUGACCGUCGCUGCUAUGCCCUCCGAGACUGGCUCUAUGGCUGGCGCCGCCGCUCAUUCCUCUGCCAAUGUCGUGCCAACUCUUGCCUCGGCUGCGGCCAAGCCAUCGGAGGCAGCGGCCAAGCAGGACUCAGCGGCUGGCAAGAUCGGAGCCUCUGUUGCUGCAGCUGUCCUUGCGGUCGUUGCUGGCGCCACUCUCUUCUAG
Trichosporon asahii var. asahii CBS 2479 is the source of this 597-nucleotide messenger RNA. RefSeq lists its product as uncharacterized. The transcript is spliced from 2 exons. NCBI's taxonomy places the organism in Eukaryota, Fungi, Basidiomycota, Tremellomycetes, Trichosporonales, Trichosporonaceae. Bases 1 to 597 code for a protein of 198 amino acids. Gene Ontology annotation, biological process: (1->6)-beta-D-glucan biosynthetic process; cell wall biogenesis. The record is from RefSeq and is a predicted model, not a curated record.